Nicotiana tabacum (common tobacco) is the source of this 745-nucleotide messenger RNA. The record is from RefSeq and is a predicted model, not a curated record. Lineage: Eukaryota; Viridiplantae; Streptophyta; Magnoliopsida; Solanales; Solanaceae.
GGCCAUGAGGUGCUUGUCAUGGAGACUCCUGGUCAUACGCGAGGGCAUAUCAGUUUUUACUUCCCGAGGUCAAAGACAAUUUUCACAGGAGAUACACUAUUCAGCUUGUCUUGUGGUAAGCUUUUCGAAGGCACUCCUCAGCAGAUGCUCUCUUCAUUGAGGAAGAUCAUGUCCUUACCAGAUGAUACAAAUGUUUACUGUGGCCACGAGUAUACAUUGAGCAAUUCAAAGUUCGCACUUUCUGUAGAACCUGGUAAUGAAGAAUUGCAGUCAUAUGCCGCACAAGUUGUCAAUCUCCGCAAGAAGGGCUUGCCAACGAUUCCAACAACGCUCAAAGCAGAGAAGCUAUGCAAUCCAUUUCUUCGAACUUCAAGUACAGAAAUCCGGAAGUUGCUAAACAUUCCACCCACUGCUGAUGACACAGAAGCCUUGGGAGCCAUUCGUCGUGCCAAGGAUAACUUUUAGGAAUUCGCCUAUAAAUGACCCAGACAAUGUGUUAGAUACAAUUUUUGUAUAGGGAAAGUACAUCUACAAGUGAGAAAACAGACAAGGAAUACCUGAUUCCUGUUCAUGUUUCUCUUAACUUGGAGAGUCCAGAUUCUGCCUUGGACUCUCUGUCUUUCUGAUAACAUAUCACAUACGCUUAAAUUUGACCCGACAGAGUUGUUACAGUAAGAAAUGCUUUUUAGUUACUACUGUAUUUAUUUUAUGGAUCAAGUUUGAAAUUUACUUUUUCAUUUUAUAA